CGUUUAUUAAAUAUUAAAGCAUGUGGUGUCGAAUUGACACCCUCGAGCCACAAGCCCUUUAUCUGAAGGUCAGACAAGACCUUUAAUGUCAGGGCAUGCACUUUACCUGGUGCACGCUCUAGUUUCAGUCAACCUAAAUUUGUAUAAUGUAGAUCUUUUGCUGGCAGAAUGGAGCGACGCACAUCCCGCACUGAGGAGGAGCGCGCGGAGAGGAGAGUGCGGUUCCGCGUGGCGUCGGCGCACAGCGGCCGCGUGCUGAAGGAGGUGUUCAGAGACGCGCUCGAAGACUCCGCGGACACCGACACCACUGCGAGCUCAGAGCCGGAGCGAGCAAACUCGCCCGUUAUCACGGAGGCCAACGGCCACCUGAGCGGCCUGCUGCUGGGGCCAGAACCGGACGACAGCGGCAGCGAACCGGACGAGCUGCUCAUGUACGCCAGUGCAACAAAGGAGAAGCUCUUCACCGGAAAACGCGUGAACAUCUUCAGCAAGAACGGAACGAUUCGGGGCGUGAGGGAUAAAGUGAGCGCGGGACAGGUGCUGUUUAACAACCUGUCCAAAAUGUAUGGGGUGUUUUCAUCAGAUGCACCCAACAAAGUCUCAUAAUUCAGAGGACAAUUAUUACAACCAUCAUAUAUACAGUAUCACGCAUUAUCAGAUAUAAUAAUAAAGAAUUAUUACAGUACAAUGUGAAAGUGUAAUCAAGUGUUACAGCAAGUAAAAAGUUUGGACACACCUACUCAUUCUUUAUUAUUACUUAUUAUUACAACAACAAAAAGUAAACUAAAUUGAAACUUGUCUGGUGUAAUAUAUAUAUUUGUGUAGAAAUGUCUAGAUACAUUUUUUUAAUCAAUUUGGUUUUAAAAUCAGGUGUUCAAACUUCACUUAAAGAAUGUUUUUUUUUUGUAUAAAAAUAAUGCUUCCAAUGUAAUGUUACUGUAGUUAGCCUGUAUAUUACUCGCUCUUGAAGAAACCGCAAAAUAAUUUAUCUUGCUAGCUCUAUAACAUCAGUUUUGUUGUUACAGUAUGACUCUAAAUGUUACUUGCCAGAUCGUACUUGUCAAUAUUAUUUGGUUAAAGGUUCACACUAUUUCACCAUUUUCUGUAAUGUGUGUCUUUCAAAGGAUUCACUUAUUAUGAACCGGCC
Carassius gibelio (silver crucian carp) is the source of this 1147-nucleotide messenger RNA. It is a transcript of the gene grxcr1b, whose product is annotated as glutaredoxin and cysteine rich domain containing 1 b. Gene Ontology annotation, biological process: sensory perception of sound. Lineage: Eukaryota; Metazoa; Chordata; Actinopteri; Cypriniformes; Cyprinidae. The transcript has 2 exons. The record is from RefSeq and is a predicted model, not a curated record. Bases 169 to 606 code for a protein of 145 amino acids.